Sphaeramia orbicularis (orbiculate cardinalfish) is the source of this 1416-nucleotide messenger RNA. It is a transcript of the gene idi1, whose product is annotated as isopentenyl-diphosphate delta isomerase 1. The transcript has 7 exons. The record is from RefSeq and is a predicted model, not a curated record. Gene Ontology annotation, cellular component: cytoplasm. NCBI's taxonomy places the organism in Eukaryota, Metazoa, Chordata, Actinopteri, Kurtiformes, Apogonidae. Gene Ontology annotation, biological process: isoprenoid biosynthetic process; isopentenyl diphosphate biosynthetic process. The coding region runs from base 146 to 1009 and encodes 287 amino acids. Gene Ontology annotation, molecular function: isopentenyl-diphosphate delta-isomerase activity.
GACGUCAGAAGCAGGGACCGCAGGCCAGCUCGUUCGGAUGCUGCGUUCCGCUCUUAAAAUAACACCCUAAAUAAACGCAAAUACGUCGAAAGAAGUGGUGUAUCUACCUGAGACGGGACAGUUCGGUUGUAAGCCCUGUCAGGCCAUGGUGAGGGGCUGGGGGGCGGUGCUACGCCUGGUUUCCUGUCAGCGAGCGGCUGUGCUCAAACCAAACGUCCCUGGUCCUGCACCGUGGAGGAGCUGGAGCAGACCCACGGGGACUCAUCUCAUCAGCGGCCGCAGAGACGCAUCCAGUGAAGUGAGAGCACCACAGAUUAGAGUCAGGAUGCCUGAGAUCACCACCGACCACCUGGACGAGAAGCAGGUGCAGCUUCUGGCUGAAAUGUGCAUCCUGAUCGACGAAAACGACCAGAAGAUCGGAGCCGACACCAAGAAAAACUGCCACCUCAACUCUAACAUCGACAAAGGUUUAUUACACAGAGCUUUCAGCGUUUUCAUUUUCAACAGUGAGGAGAAGCUGCUCUUGCAACAAAGAUCCGACGCUAAAAUCACCUUCCCAGGCUGCUUCACCAACACAUGCUGCAGUCAUCCUCUGCACACCGACAGCGAGCUGGAGGAGGCCGACGCCAUCGGGGUGAGGAGGGCGGCUCAGAGGAGGCUCCAGGCUGAACUGGGGAUCCCCAUGGACCAGGUGACGCCAGAUGAAAUGACGUACCUGACCAGAAUCCACUACAAGGCCCAGUCCGACGGCGUGUGGGGGGAGCACGAGAUCGACUACAUCCUGUUCAUGCAGAAGGACGUGGAACUCCAUCCAGACCCAAACGAGAUCCAAAGCCACUGUUACGUGAGCAAAGAGGAGCUGAAGGAGAUGUUGGAGAAGGCGAAGCGUCAGGAGCUGCAGAUCACGCCCUGGUUCAGCCUCAUCGCCGACACCUUCCUGUUCAAGUGGUGGGAUAACCUGCACAACCUGAAGCAGUUCAUGGAUCACGACCACAUCCACCGCAUGUAACGGCAACAGGAUCCGGCUCGAGCCCGGUUCGUUUCAGACCUGAUUGUGGGCUGUGGAGACCCAGGACUAGACUGUGAUCCUGCACUAGAAAGCAGAAAACGUGUAAAAAAUCAGAUCAAGUAGUGAUGUCGGAGCCGCAUCCGAACACCAGAUCCAUCCACCAGCGCGAGUAUUCGGCUGAAAUCUGUAAAUACCGAAAAGCCACCGAGGAAAAAGAACCUAUUUUUGCAUAAACUGUGAAGUGCCUGAGCCCAGGUGAGCAGGCUGAGGUGAGUAGUGUGUCCAGAUGUGUAUCAGCGACGUCGGCGAAUACAUUUGUAAGCUUUUACACGAUCCAUAGUUUGUGGUUUUAUUUUCAGACGUAGGGGAACUUUUCACAUUACUCAAUAAAGUCUGUUUGGAAAGUA